Chlamydomonas reinhardtii is the source of this 3024-nucleotide messenger RNA. RefSeq lists its product as uncharacterized. Gene Ontology annotation, molecular function: DNA binding. The transcript has 4 exons. Gene Ontology annotation, cellular component: nucleus. The record is from RefSeq and is a predicted model, not a curated record. NCBI's taxonomy places the organism in Eukaryota, Viridiplantae, Chlorophyta, Chlorophyceae, Chlamydomonadales, Chlamydomonadaceae. Bases 627 to 2216 code for a protein of 529 amino acids.
GCCGCUUCAAGCGCAAGAAAUUUCCGGCAGCGAUUCUGGAUCAGCGCAGAGAUUUUUGCAAAAUGGCCCAUGCCGGUGAGCAGUGUUCGGCGCUGCAAGCGCCCUAGCAGUCCAGAACCGGACUUUUAGGGCUAGGAAAUUAACCCUUCUUGCGACUGAGCCGGACCUGUGACGCGGCAAGCCCCAAGUAGGCGGUUUAGACGCCUUUUAUACGCGACCCCACUGCACGACGUCGUAAGUGCCGGACGGACGCGUACGACCUGCUCCGCGCGCGGAGCCAGUAGCCUGCGCCUCCGUCCGUGGCGACCCGGCCCCGCGCCGGCGCUCCGCCGAGCGCUUGGCCUCAAGGCGAGGCAGCGCAUCUGCGAAGAAUUUCGGGCUCAGAGAGGCAGGUCCCCUCCUUGCCGCGUCUCUCGCUCGCCCCUUUAUACCUGAAUCACUUCCCAAGAUACUACUUAAGAUCAUUGGCAGCUGCGGAGGCUGCCCGAGGCCCGGUGACGCACUGGUCGUGGGGUGCGCUUGCGCAUUUGCCAGGACGCCCGGCAGUGAGGGCCCUGCCAGCUCCUAGCUCCACAACUCCCAGUCCACCUGCCUGGUUCCUCUCCUAGCACCACCCUCGGCACGUGAUGCACUACCCGGGCAUGCAGUCGGCGGGGGACGCCAUCAACUCCGCCGACACGCAGAACCUCAUCGCCAGCAUCGCCGAUAUCCUGCAGGGCACCACUGCCGCCAUUCCACCCGGGCCACCGCUCGGUGGGCCCACGCCCGCCGGCGCUGGCGGCUCGCCCGGCCGCGCAGCGGCCGACGCCGCCAACGCCGCUGCCGCCGCGGCAGCGGCGGCCAGCGCCAUGCCCAACGGCCUCAUGCUGCUGCCGCACCAGCUCGGCGGGAUACCCGGCUUUCCGGGCAUCAACCUCAACGACCCCAACCUAGCGCCCUACCUGCAGCUAGCCUCCAUGGGCGCCUCCGGCCUAGCCAUGGAUCCCAGCCUGCAACAACUCAUGUUCGCAAUGCCGGGCCAGCCCGGCGGCCUGCCGCUCAACUCGCUGGCGUCGCUGCUGGUGGGCACGGGCGUGGAGCUGGACCCCAGCGCGGCGGCGGACCUGGCGGCUGGCGGGCUGAUGGGCGGCGGCAAGCAGGGCCAGCUGGCCGGCCAGAAGCGGCCGGCGGACAUGGCGGCGGGCGGCGCGUACAAGCGCGAGCGGUCGGAGGAGGCGGGCCGCGGGCGGGAGCAGGGCAAGUGCCACGUGGAGGGCUGCACGGUGGACCUGGCCUCCGCUGGCCCUUACUACCAGCGCUACCGCACCUGCGAGCUGCACCUCAAGGCGCCCUACAUCAUCAAGGACGGCAUGCAGCAGCGCUUCUGCCAGCAGUGCGGCCGCUUCCACGAGCUGUCCGAGUUCGACAACAACAAGCGCAGCUGCAGAGCCAGGCUACACAGCCACAACCAGCGGCGGCGCAAGCGCACGGAGGAGCAGAUGGCUAACCAGGGUGCGGACGGCGCCGGCGGCGGUGGCCACGGCGGCGGCGCCGCGUCCGGCUCUCUCCAGGCCGGCGGCGGCCUCAUGCAACCCGGCGCCGCCGCCAAUCUCGGGGCACAGAUGGCGGCACUGGGCGCCCACGGGCUGCUGGGCGGCGUAGGCGCGGGCGCGCCCAACCUAAACGACAUCCUCAACAGCAUGGGCGGCAUCACGCCGGACCUGCUGGCCAGCAUGACUGACCCAACAAAGGUCGCGCCCGGCGACCUGGCCGCGUUGCUUUCGAUGUCGCCGGCGCUUCUGGGCAGCCUGGGAAUGGGCGCGCCCGACGCCAACGCGGCCCUGUCGCUGGCGCUGGCGGCGGCGGGCGGUGGCGCUGACGCGCUGGGCCAGCCCCUGUUGGAUUCCAUCUUCAAGGGCGCCGGCGGCGGCGCGCCUGGCGGCGGCUUGGCGCCUGGGGACCUUGCAGGAAUGGACCUGCAGCAGCAGCUGGCGAUGGCGCUGGCGGGCACUGGCGGCGCGAUGCCGGACCAGGCGAGCAUGGAGGCGGCGCUGGCGGCGGCGGCGGCGGCCAUGGACCCGCACGCACUGGCGGCGGCGGCCGCGGCGGCGGGCAUGUCGCACCACCAGUUGGCGGGGCUAGGCCACCACCACCACCAUCAGCAGCACCACCAUCACGACCCCAUGGGCGGAGGCGGGCAUCAUCUCGGCGGCCACCACGGCGACGGCUCCAUGUGAGAGGUGGCGGCGGCGUGGAGUGGGGGCGGGGGAAGGAGCGGGGAGCAGAAGGAAUGCAGCGGGGAGGUGGGGCACACGUGUGUGGUGGUGGAGAGGGUUCUGUGGAUGUGAGUUGGGGGUCAAAGGGUGUUGGGGUGUAGCGAGGGUUGGGUUUGGGGCGGCUGUUUCAUGUGUGUUUAUGCAAUGGGUUGGCCGUGUUCAGUUUGUUCGUGGUCGUAAAAAACAUGAUUGCAGAGGGUCGGCAUGUUUGAUGUAUGCUCGUGCUAUCGCCGUGGUGUGUGUGCGGUGGUGCGUCUGCGGCGCACAUCGGGAAUGCGCGCCGCACCACCAGCACGUCAAUUGUUUGUUUGCUCCUUGCAUGAUAGGAUACUGCAGGCAAGCACGUACCAGAAGAGCACGGGGGGAUACUUGACACACGAGCACGCUGCUGUAGCGCAUGACGUGCGGCAAUUUGGUACUGGUUGUGAGGUGUUGAGCGACAUCGCUCAUGUUAGCAGGACAUUGAAACUAGUCUGUGGCAACCAAGAGCCCAGCAAUGGUGCAGGCGCCGGUAGCCACAGCCAGGGCAAAUAAACUGCCUGGGUCUGUGCAGGCGGGUACUGCACAGGACGUGCCGGGAAGCUCCCAGGGUGCAUGCGCAUAGGCUUGGAGGCGACUCCGGGUGCCGCCGUGCUGAAGGUGUGGCCUGUAAGUUGCCAGAAAGCCAGAGCUAAAACCAGUGCCCACGGAUGGUGGGGAUUGCGCGUGCGGGGCUGAAUGACUGCGGCUAGGCUCUGCGCAGUUAGGAGGACCACACGCCCGCUUCUGC